AUGCACAACCGAAGUCAUCAAAAGCAGAAGCAGGAGCCGCAUCUGGCGGAGCGAUCUUCGCCAUUUGACAGCCCUACACUGUUAACUAUCACGGCUCAGACGCCAGUCACUUUGCCAAAGGCGGCGACUGGUGAGGCCCCGGCGCCGAGCCCCAGUUCUCCAUCAUCCUCUGGUUUCCAGGUCAGGCAGCAGCCUGAUUCACAAGACGUCGCCCUAUCGCUGUCGCCAGAUGACGUAUCGGGUAGGACAAAACGGGAGAACAAUGACGGGGGGGGUGAAGAGGUCACCACCGCAGCUGCGAAACCCGCUGCUCUGACGCUCUCCCAGGUCCAAUUGAACCAAUACCGAGAACGCUUGGCCCAGGAGCUCGAGCGGCGCGACAUGGCCACUAGGGGGGCCAUAGCUGGCCAGGCCAGCAAGACGCGUGUAUCGCCUGUUCAGGAGGAAACCACCACCGACUCAUCGCCCACCACCAAUUCCUCGGCCACGACAACGUCGUCAAAAUCGGGCAACACUAUCCGCGGCGCCCAGACCCCUGGGCUUAUGGCCACUCCUUCAUACCCUUUCCCCCGAAUGACCACUCCCGGCCGUGCCCAAGGCUCCACGGCUUAUCCUUUCUCCAUUGCGUCGCAACCGGGUCCGAGAUUCGUGCCGCAAGGUAUGUCGUUCGACGCUUUCGCAGUUCAUGAUAAGGUGGUCUCCAGCUCGUCGACCUCGGCCUCUGCACAAACCUUUGGCCCGUCGGGAUUUGCCCCUCAAUUUGACCAUGGGGACUUCCCCACCCCCAACAUCUACAACUUGUCACUUAUGCUCGCUGCCGAGCCCGGUCUCGACGCAUGGUGGGCUACCGUCGUCCAAAUUAUGCGCGAUGUCUUUAAAGCCGAAAGAGUGACUCUCGCCGUACCGGCGGACACCACUGACGUUGAUAACGUGCCUUGGGGACAGAAGGCCACAUACAACUCGCAUGAGAAAGAUGGCCUCAGCCUCGCAUACAUGGCUCCGGGGAGCAGCGUUUUCCCCAGCAGUACCGACGACAUUCCCACCGAAGACGCGUUUACCCACCACGACGACUGGCGAUAUAAGACGCAGUCACGUCCGGGCUUGCAGGCCCGGCACUCGUUCACGUCUUAUGAAGACACUAGAGAGAAGCAGACCCGGCAUGGCGAGAAAAUAUCGACAAAUCGAAGGCCGACGCCUCUUUCUCGAAGCAAGAGUUAUUUUCCGUCACUACAGACACGAUUCGAUUUUGGCUCGGAGAUUGGCGAUCCAACACUGGACCCGGCAUCGCUUGCUGAACACGAUGACGUCCAAGAUGAGCAAGUCCCGAGCUGGGAGGCACCGUUGGCGUCCAAUACCGAAGGGGCAGGCAGGGUUCUUCCAGUUCUACAGGCCCUCGACUACGAAGCCGACCCCCUCAUCGACCAUAGUGGGAUUAGAAGAGUAUUAGAGCGUGGGAAAGUCGUCGCUUUGACUCGAAGCUAUCCUUAUCUUCAGAACCAAUCAUCAUCGGAAGCGAAGAACAAGCCCCAACAAGAGUCGAAAGCUGCGGGGGAUGGUCUCGAGAAUCGCCCACGAAGGGCCCGUGCCGACUCGUCCGCGAAGCUCUCAGCUUUGCUCGGGGGUGCAAAUGCCCCUCGCGGCGCACGCGGAACGAAAGAUCCAGGAACAGACAAAGGGGCACCUUCUAGCUUGAUAUCGCGACUGGAAGAGGAACCUGAGCCCUUGAUAUCACAUUACGAAGAAUCCGAGCAAGCGCCCCCAUCCCCCUGGUCACAGUCUCCAGCUCCCUCGCCAGCUGUGCGGGCGGAUCCAAAGGAGAACCCUUUCUUUUCCGAUGCUGUGGUCGAUGAAGAAUCCUUCAAUCCAAGCACGGCGCCCCCCGAUUACUCGUCUCUCAGCCCACCCGAGGCUAUUGGAGUGGACAACUCUUGGACGGUCUUGCACAUUCCGCUCCUCCACCCCCUGCUGUCCAAACCAAUGCAGCCGUUCAAGCCUGAGACUGAAGCUGAGGUCCUGGAGAGCAAAGCUCACUUCCGGACGCAAAACGAAACCCCAACUCUAUGGGGCGCCGCCGGGCAUGAACAAGGCCGGCCAUCGCCUCAGUAUUUACCGCGAAGAGACAAGCCUACCCCUAUCGCCGUUAUCUCUAUCCUGAGCCCUAUGAUACCGUAUCCCUCCACUCUCCGACACACGCUGGAGCAUCUUGGCUCACACCUGGCUACGUCUUUCUCGCUCUGCCGCCAUUACACGAAUCUAGAGACCGAAUUGGCGGGGCUUCAACGGAGGCGACCCCAUACCGCAGGCUUCGGUGCUAUCGCAGCUGAUGGACGGCCACUAGUCGAUCAUGGUUUCGUGACUGGGUUCAAUUUUGCCCCCACUGGCGGAGUUGUGUCUCAGCAGUCCAUUCCCAGCAGCAUUACCAGUCCGAGUGACUAUUCAGCGGUCUCCAAGAGCGCCGCGGGUUCGCCGGGGGGGACUCCCGGUUUUGACCAAGCUUCCGUCAGCAUGAUAAUGGAGGGGUUGGCAGGAUCGAGUCCAGCACUACUAUCGGGGCCGACGGACAACUACUUCAGUACCAAACAAAAACCGAACCUGUCCAGAGCGGAUACGUCGUCAGGGACCGGCUCCGGCUCCCAGAGGACGCGGAACACACAGGAAUCGUCUCCCGUACACAAGCGCAAAGCACGUUUAUCCGGGACCAAGCUCCAGGGACAGAAUAUAUUCCCCACAUUCGACAGUGAGGGCCCUGCCGAGAGUUUCUUGGAUGACACAGCUACAGCACCGUCUAGAGUCUCGUCCAGGGAAACGAAGGAAGUGGCAGAUGAAGGGACGGUCCAGGAAGGCCGGGAGGGGACGGUGGUCUCAGAUCCACGCCAAAAUCGCCACACUCUCUUGCAUUCUUAUGGAGCUGACUUUGCCUCGACUUUCCAAUCACUACCACCGAGCUCGAGUGUCGUCAGCAGGCCCACCUCAUCCACCGCCCCAUCUCGAUCUGGCUCCUUGUCCAUUGGCCCCGCUGCGGAUCUGCCGCCUCCGUCCGACCGAUUGAAAGGUCUGAUUCUUGAUUCGCUGCCCGCACACGUGUUCGUUGCCCUCCCGCAGACCGGUGAGGUUGUUUGGGUAAACAGCCGUUACCUCACAUACAGGGGCCAGACUGUCGCCGACCUUGCUGCGGAUCCAUGGGGCAGCAUUCACCGAGAAGACAGGGAUGAAUAUCUCAAGGCAUGGGGACAUUCGCUGCGGACAGGAGAGCAGUUCUCUCGGACGGUUCGCAUCAGACGGUUCGACGGCGUGUACCGGUGGUUCUACGCUCGAGCUGUUGCGUCCCGAGACAAGCGAGGCGUGCUCAUGCAGUUUCUUGGGUCAUAUAUGGAUAUUCACGACCAGCACAUUGCGGAGCUCAAGGCCGCGCGGCAAGAGGAAAUCGAGGCUUCAGAGGCGAAGCAUCGUUUGUUAGCGAACCUCAUCCCCCAGAUCAUCUUCACCGCCACGGAGGACGAUGGCAUCACCUUCGGCAAUGAUCAAUGGCUGUCCUACUCGGGACAGAGUUUCGAGGAUUCGCUUGGAUUGGGGUUCAUGGACUACGUACACCCCGAGGACCUGGCAAAGUGCAAAAUCCCGACGGACAGAUCGCCUACGCCACUCCACCAAAAGACGGCGCUUGAAAAGAAGUCGGGAGGUGGGGACACACUGCCGCCUAGUUCAAUGACGAGCACGCCUCGCCCACGAAGCGACUCUUCCCCCGAGUCCAACAUCCGAGGCGUCCAUCAGGCUUUGUCCCGAAGCAACAGCUCGAGUAGUAGCUCGGUAUACGAAAUGCCGAGUGCAGAUCUGACGGAGUUGGCGAGAAAGGGCAUUGUCAAAGUAUCGACAGACAGCAGCGGGAGACUCUCGUACACGACCGAGGUUCGCCUCCGGUCCAAAAGUGGCGAGUACAGGUGGCACUUGGUUCGUUGUGUGGAGAUCGAGGCCAUCGAUUUUGGCAACGGGGCUAGCUCCUUCUUCGGCUCGGCGACGGAUAUCAACGACCAUAAACUUCUCGAGGGUCAACUGAAGGAGGCCAUGGAGUCCAAGAGCCGGUUCCUCAGCAACAUGUCGCACGAAAUUCGGACACCACUUAUCGGCAUCUCCGGCAUGGUUAGCUUCUUGCAAGAUAGCGUGCUGAAUGAGGAGCAGCGAGACUACACCAACACCAUCCAGACAAGUGCAAACAGCCUGCUGAUGAUCAUCAAUGACAUUUUGGACCUAUCCAAGGUGGAUGCCGGCAUGAUGAAGCUCAAGUACGAGUGGUUCCACAUGCGUGCACUGAUUGAGGACGUCAAUGAGCUGGUUUCCACGAUGGCCAUCGCGAAACAUCUCGAACUGAACUACGUUGUCGAACAAGAUGUCCCUACCUGGGUCAAGGGCGACAAAGUCAGAAUUCGCCAGGUCCUCCUCAACGUGAUUGGAAACGCCAUCAAAUUCACGUCGGAGGGCGAGGUCUUCAGUCGGUGCAGGGUGUUCAGAGACGACACGUCGGUCGAUGGCCGAAAGGAGAUCAUGCUCGAAUUCGCCGUCAUCGACACUGGCCGGGGUUUCAGCAAGGAAGAGGCUGAACUGAUCUUCAAACCUUUCAGCCAGAUCGAUGGGAGCAGUACCCGGCAACACGGCGGGAGCGGCCUCGGACUUGUCAUCUCCAGACAGUUGGUCGAGCUUCACGGAGGCAAGAUGGAUGGUACAGCAGUUCCUGGCAAAGGCUCUACAUUCGCCUUUACGGCACGGUUCGCGCUCCCUACUGUAGACGACCAUCCUGAAGUGCCUGUGAGCCCACUCUUGACACCGUCAAGACCGGAAUUUUCGGAGGUACCCUUGACCCCGCUCGGGUUCAAACCAGUGGCGGCGCAGCCCCAGCCCCCAUCGCGUUUGACGUCAACGCCCGCGAGUUCCGACUUGACAGUCGCGUCUGUGCCUUCGAGCGGCGGGAGCUCUGUACCCUCGAUCCACUCUAGCCGGUCACAAAUGACGGAUGGAUCGUCGGUGCCUUCCAUGAAUGUAGGACUGGCCCGGUUCAGCGAAGCUGCGAGGGCAAGCGGUCAAGACUUGUCACAGAUGAAGCUGCAAAUUCCGUCUGCCGAGACGUCGGCGGAGUCUAUUCCCGCUCCCGGGCACAGCGCGACGACGACGAAACCGCCCAGCCCGCCCGAAAGUUUCCGUCCUCUCGUGUACUCGAUCCUUAUCAUCUGCCCGCAGAUGCACAGUCGAGAAGCGACGACUCAGCACAUCGAGCAUACACUGGCCAAAGACGUGCCGCACCAGAUCACUGCUCUGGAAUCGGUCGAUCAAGCCGACGAGCUGAUGCGAGGCGAGGACCCAGUCCAUUUCACGCAUAUCGUGCUGAACCUCCCGACGCCGGAACAGCUGAUGUCGAUGCUGGGCAAGAUCGAGAAGUACAUGUCGGUGGAGAGGACGACGAUCCUCGUCCUGUCGGACGCGAGCCAGCGUCAAGCAGUGAUGAAUUUGGCAGCGGAGGCCCAGCAGACGGCGCUUCUCUCGGAAGAUACGGUGACAUUUAUCAGCAAACCCGUCAAACCGUCGCGAUUCGCGGUCAUCUUUGAUCCCGACAAGGUCCGGGACUCGAGCAUUGAUCGAAACCGGUCUACGGCGCAGCGGGUAGUAGAAAGCCAGAAGGCGAGUUACCAAGAGAUUGAGAAACGCAUGGGCAACAAGGGAUACAAAGUUCUCCUGGUUGAGGACAACCCGGUGAACCAGAAAGUGUUGCGGAAGUACUUGAACAAGAUUGGGGUGGCGGUUGAGAUUGCAGCAGAUGGCACGGAGUGCACUGAGAUGGUAUUCUCCCGUGAUCACGCGUACUACUCGUUGAUUCUGUGCGAUCUUCAUAUGCCGCGCAAAGACGGGUACCAGGCAUGCCGUGAGGUCCGCCAGUGGGAGAAGAAAAACAAGUUCAAGGAACUGCCCAUCAUUGCCCUUUCAGCCAAUGUCAUGUCGGACGUCCAGGAGAAAUGCGCGUCGGCUGGGUUCAGCGACUUUGUCACUAAACCCGUUGACUUUAUCGAUUUGAGCAGGGCCAUGGCGAGGUUCUUCUGA
This is a messenger RNA of Sodiomyces alkalinus F11, 6084 nucleotides long. Its product is annotated as hsp90-like protein. Bases 1 to 6084 code for a protein of 2027 amino acids. Gene Ontology annotation, molecular function: phosphorelay sensor kinase activity; histidine phosphotransfer kinase activity; protein binding. The transcript is spliced from 2 exons. The record is from RefSeq and is a predicted model, not a curated record. Lineage: Eukaryota; Fungi; Ascomycota; Sordariomycetes; Glomerellales; Plectosphaerellaceae. Gene Ontology annotation, biological process: phosphorelay signal transduction system; protein autophosphorylation.